Messenger RNA from Oncorhynchus mykiss (rainbow trout), 1891 nucleotides. The record is from RefSeq and is a predicted model, not a curated record. Lineage: Eukaryota; Metazoa; Chordata; Actinopteri; Salmoniformes; Salmonidae.
AGUGGGCGAACUACCAACUACAAGAAACGUCAGCUUCGUUGUCAACUUCACUUUUCGCAGUAGUUAGCACCCUAUUUGAGCUUUUAUAAAUGUUUAGCACAUAGAGGACAGCGCAGACGCAUUAUCAUUCUUACCAAAUCAAAAGCAAGAUGUCAGGGAGAAGUCAGAGCGACGAAUCUGUAGUUAUACGAAGUCUCAGACAUUUCCGAGAGAAGUACUUCAAUGCAAGGAAAAACGUCAGUGAUCAGGUGCAUGCAGCAGAAGUCCCCAGUGAAGAUGCACCGCCGGGCUUUUUGGACUGUUUACCCGUAAGAGACAGGCCUUUAUAAACGCCAGUUGGCUACUUCACAAGAUUAGAUUUUUUGUUGUUGUGGGGAUCAAAUGAGAAAUGCCAUAACAUGCUGUGAGUAUAAGGUGGACCUACAGUUCCUGAUCAUGACCCUGCUGUCUCCUGUGGACCUCUGUCGUCUGGGGGCCACUAGUAGCUACUGGAGGGCUAUGGUCAGAGACCCCUUACUAUGGAGAUACUUUCUGGUCAGGGACAUGCCUAAAUGGCCCUCCAUCAACCAUGUGACCAUGCCCCGGUUAGAGGCCUUACACACCCCUCUGUGUGUGGGGGAGAAGGAGAUGGAGGAGCCAGGUCAUGACUUCAUGACAGAUUAUCUAAAGGGCUACCCAGCCUGCAGACAGCAAUGGUUUCCCCAGAGGCCGCCAUACAGCGUUGUGACUUCCUUCCUCCAGUCGCUGGUGCCCACCGCCACUGAGCCGCGCUACGCCAUGUUUGGCCCCGGCAUGGAACAGCUGGAUGUCUCCAUGGUGACCAAGCUCAUGCACACCCCAGAUGUGCUCCCUGUAGCAGGGAUACCCCAGAGACAGAUCAAUGGUAUUGGAUCUGGGAUUAGUUACGUGUACAAAAACCAGCACAAAUUCAACAUUCUGACUCUCUACUCAACCAACAGGGCAGAGAGGGAGAGAGCCCGCAUGGAACAGCAGAGUGUCAGCAACAAACUCUUCAUCCAGGAGGGAAGGGACCAAUCAGGACACCCACAUUUUAGCCCCACCCCUCAGGUCCAGGAAGUGUGUCAGGCGGUGGAUGGGUUCAUCUAUGUGGCCAAUGCAGAGCCAGGAAGAGGUGAUGAUGGGGAGGUGGAGUGGGCUCAGAUCCAGGCGUUGGUGGACCCUGCCUUAGGCUCAUCCUCCAGACCCCUCCUGGUCCUGUCCUGUGUGUCCAGAGAGGAACCAGACCAGAUCAGAACCACCAGCUCCAAUAGUACCAGAACCCCCUGUGUGGAUAUGGCUCAGAGACUCUGCCUGCCCAUGCUGCCCAACCCCUGGAUGGUUCAGGACACAGUAGCAGAGUCUCUGUCUGGUGUCUUAGAUGGGAUCUCCUGGCUGCUGGGGUGUUCUGGUCUCAGGCUGUAACUACCUGUCCAAGGAAAAACCUUCAGGACCGAAACAACACACUAAAGAACUGGCACAAAUGAUUCUGAAGGAAUGUUUUCCCUCUGAUGUGCCUUGUUUCAAUGAAUCACAUAAAAAAAGUUAUUAUUGGGUAAAUACAGUGUAUUGUUUUUUGCCAAUAGUGGGUUGUACACAAAUAAAACAUACGUUUUAACUGUAGCUAUGGUACUGUAAUUAAUAUUACAAAGAUUAAUGAAUGGUUUUGAUAUUACUACUACUGUGUACUUUAGAAUCAUAUUGAAUUAUAUUUUUUGGUACCUUUUAUUCAGGGAAAUCAUGCAGUUAUUCAUCUGUUUCUUUCAUAUAAUUUAUGCAAUUUUAUACUACGAAAUGUGCAUUGUUUUAUUUUCUUUAAUUAUUCAUGUGGUUAUUUACCCCUCUAUAAGUUGUUAUAAAGGAACUGAAAAUACAUGCAUGAGUAUGUACCUCA